GCUGUAUAAAAGCACAUGCAGUCAAGCAAGCAAGCAGCAGCAAGCUUGGUCCAGCAGCCAGAGCUCCCCUUGUGCCUGACCGCACCCGAGCAGCGCCCCUUCGCCAGCGUCAUGAACAGGUCCACCUUCCUCGCUCUCCUCGUGAUGACGACCCUCCUGCUGGCGUCUUCUCCCGCCGAGGCGCGUGCCGCCGUCCUCUGGAGGGCCGAGAGGUCGCCUCAAGGGUCAUCUGCGGCUGCGGCGGCUGCGGCUGCGGGCUCGGGAGGAUCGUCCUCCUCGGCCGCAGCGUCUUCUUCCUCUUCCGGAGGCCAUGGAGGAUCCUCGUCGUCGGCUGCGGCUUCGUCAUCUUCGUCGGGCUAAAGAGGAGAAGGAGGGGCAGGAGGAGCAGAUGCUAAAGCAGAUCAAGAAGAACGAAAAGGAACUGGACGACCAGGAGUAAAACAACAACUUCAUAAACAAGAUCUAGGGAAACCUACAAUGACAACAACAACAAAGACGAAAAGGCAAAUCUAAAAGUCUUGUAUUUAUUCCAUUUCGUUUUUAAUAAAUUAACAACCAUGA
Messenger RNA from Penaeus monodon (black tiger shrimp), 561 nucleotides. RefSeq names its product glycine, alanine and asparagine-rich protein-like. The transcript has 2 exons. The record is from RefSeq and is a predicted model, not a curated record. The coding region runs from base 16 to 360 and encodes 114 amino acids. NCBI's taxonomy places the organism in Eukaryota, Metazoa, Arthropoda, Malacostraca, Decapoda, Penaeidae.